AUGGUUAAAGCAAAUCCGUUUCUGAUUGGCAGGUUUCUGGAUCCGCUGUUCGCCGUGGCCGUAGGCGUGAUGAGCUACUACUCUUUCGAAAAGAAGGUUGGGAGGCCUGAGGGCCACUCAUUGAAUGAGCUGAUCGCCAAGAGAUGGAAAAGAAUGAAGGAAAGCAAAGCGUCCAACUAA
Messenger RNA from Lachancea fermentati, 180 nucleotides. The record is from the annotation of a GenBank genome assembly. Lineage: Eukaryota; Fungi; Ascomycota; Saccharomycetes; Saccharomycetales; Saccharomycetaceae.